AUGAUCUUUUAUAAAACCGACGAACACUUUAUUUUGACAAUGCAAUUGAAAGACCGCGUCUGCUCAAGUACCGAGGACUUCAGACCUCACCAAAUGAAUGAGAAAGAAAACACUGAUAUGGACGACAAGGCCGAAGAGCAAGCUCGCGAGAAGGAAUGGAAUCAUAAAAGGAGGGAUGGUCAAGGGUGCCAUCAUCAUUCGGAGAAUCUCCGUGGCAACGACCACAGGCACCACGGUCACGACAAGUCGGAGCCUUUUGGGCCCUGGCCAUUUAACUCAAAUAGACAUCAUCAUCACCACCACCACGGCAGAUUUGGCGGUUUUAGCGAUGCCCCUCCUCCGCGUCAUCACCAUCGUCACCACCACAGUGAUGAGCCACACCGUUUUACGAAUUUCAAUGGCUUUGAUUGCCGUUUUGAUAGGGAAGACAGAUUUCCGCCACCACCGGGUUGGACUCAUGGGCCCCAUUUCCCUCCCCACUUUUUUCCCCAUCACGGACAUCACUAUCCCCACCAUAUGGGACCAUAUAAAAAUCACGGACAUGAAGGACCACAUUUCGAUCACUGUCACCACCAUGUGCCCUUCCCUGACCGUUUUUAA
Messenger RNA from Lachancea mirantina, 600 nucleotides. Lineage: Eukaryota; Fungi; Ascomycota; Saccharomycetes; Saccharomycetales; Saccharomycetaceae. The record is from the annotation of a GenBank genome assembly.